AUGUCCUUGAAACCUGACGACCCCAGUGCUGGGUUCCAGCACAACAAUGUGGUGGCCUUCAUCAAUGAGAAGAUGGCCGGGCACACGAAAGGCCCCGAGUUCUACCUCGAGAAUAUAUCCCUGUCCUGGGAGGAGGUAGAGAACAAGCUCAGGGCCAUCCUGGAGGACAGUGCGGUGCCCAGCGAGGCCAAAGACGCCUGUGCCUGGAGCAGCCUCGCCCUGGGCGUGCGCUUUGCCCGCAGGCAGAGCCAGUUACACGGGCGCAGGGUGCACUGGCUGCAGAACUUCACCAAACUGCAUAAGUCUGCUGCACAGACCUUGGCCUCAGACCUAAAGGAGCUCACAGCACAGCAGGAGAUGGAGCGCAAGGAGUCAGUCUUUCGGCUGUGGCAGACACAAGCAAACCUGGCAGAGAUGGGAAAGGAAAGGGAUCUCCUGAGGUGGAAGGUCUUCCGGGCUGAACUGGAGUCUCCGCGGAAGCAGGAGCAGGUCCAGGUUGCAGAGGAGCCAGGCCUGGCCACUGCCAGUGGGGUUGAAACAGAAGGAGCACGUGAGGAGGAGGAGGAGGCAGGGGCUGCUGCUACUUCUGCUACAGCUGCUGGUGCCACAGGAAGAGGAAGAAGAAGUCAAAAGGAUGCAGAAGGGGCAGAGGCCACCAAGAAGCUGGGUAGAGGCCCUGUCCACCUUCAUGGAGCUGAGGAGCAGAAAAAUUACACCUCUGGUGGGCAGAGGGAGGGAGAUCUCAGGUCAGUGGAAACAACCGUGUUUUAUUUCUCUGGAACCAUGAAGCCCGGGUCCAGAGUCACAUCAUCACCCCUCCCUGUCCAGCUCCCUGCCUCAUUCACACAUUCCUACUCAUGCCCCUCAUCCCCCUUCCCACCUGCGCCUGCACCAUCCCCACCAGCAGCAACAUUCACAGCAGGAGCUCCAUCUCAGACAUCUCCCCACCGGCAGCCCUCUGAUGUUAGCUCGUGGUCUGAUGGGGGGUCCCAGGGAACAAACCCUCAAGAAUCCCAAAGAGACAGGAGAGACUCUGAACCCCAUCAGCAGAGAAGGCCUCCCAUAUUUCACAGGCCUGGGGAUGGGGACUGCCCUUGGUGUAAAGCUGUGAAUUGUUCACAGAGGGAAAUUUGCUUCCGUUGUGGAAGGGGAAUCUGGCUUCAAAGCCCUAAGUGA
Mirounga angustirostris (Northern elephant seal) is the source of this 1176-nucleotide messenger RNA. It is a transcript of the gene TEX13A, whose product is annotated as testis expressed 13A. Gene Ontology annotation, molecular function: mRNA binding. The coding region runs from base 1 to 1176 and encodes 391 amino acids. NCBI's taxonomy places the organism in Eukaryota, Metazoa, Chordata, Mammalia, Carnivora, Phocidae. The transcript has 2 exons. The record is from RefSeq and is a predicted model, not a curated record.